AUGAACAUAUUUUCAUCAUGGGCUUCUUCUCGUUCAACAAUGUUAAGAUUUAUUGCCCUUUCAUUAAGCUACACACUUUCAUUAUUUAUUUUUCAAAAAGGACUUCUUGUAAAACGACAUGUUCUUCCAUUAAAAAGUUCUUGUUCAGACAUUGUUAGUGAAGAAAAUUGUUGGAUUAAACCAAAAUAUAACAAAAGUAUUUUUUUAAUUAUUGACGCUCUUCGAUUUGAUUUUAUUUUUCCUUAUGAAAAUUGUAUGGGAAAACAACAAUUAAAAGGAGAUGAAAAAUAUUAUCAUGGACAAAUGCCAAAAAUUGCCAGACUUCUUCGUGAACAACCUGGAAAUGCUCUUUUGUUUCCCUUUAUUUCGGACGCCCCAACAACAACAUUUCAAAGAAUUAAGGCUUUGGUUACUGGAAGUGUGCCUGCAUUUAUUGAGGCUGGAGACAAUUUUGAUGGAACUAAAAUUUCUGAAGACAAUAUUUUGGAUCAAUUAUUGGCUAGCGGGAAGAAUGCUACACUUUUGGGGGAUGAAACUUGGUUGCAGCUUUUACCAGACCGUUUUCAUAGACAUUUUGAAAAGCCAAGCUUCGACAUUAUGGAUUUGGAUACUGUUGACGAUGCAGUUAUUGCCAGCAUUUUCGACGAAAUUGACCGUUCUGAUUGGUCCUUAAUAAUUGCCCAUUGUCUAGGCGUUGAUCACGCCGGUCAUCGUUAUGGACAGGCACAUGCAGAAAUGAGCAGAAAAUUGUUACAAAUGGACAAAUUGGUAGAGGAAUUGACUCAAAAAAUGGACGAAGAAACCAUUUUAUUUGUAUUUGGUGACCACGGAAUGACUUCAACUGGAGAUCACGGAGGGGAUAGUUUAAAUGAAUUAAGUACUGCUUUGUUUGCAUAUACUCGUCCAAAUGGAAAUGAAUCAGCUAAACCGUUCUCUGCUGAAUUUGACUGUUCUGGCAAAUUUUGGUGUGGAGUUGACUCGGUUUCUCAGGUAGAUUUAGUCCCAACAUUGUCCUUACUUCUUGAUUUACCAAUUCCAUAUCCAAAUAUUGGCCAAAUAAUUAAACCUAUUUUUGGGAAUGAUUCUUCUAAUUUAUUUCAACAACUGAAGUUAAAUGCUUUUCAAAUGUUUCGAUAUGCACGUGAAUAUGCCAAACAUCAAAUUGAUUUGAGGGAUGAUCUAUCAAAAAUUUCUCGUCUAUAUGAAAGUACAACCAAUACAGACGACUUGACUCAAACAAUAAAAAAUUUGAGCAAUUUAAUUCGUUCUUCAUUAGACCAAUUUUAUUUUGAAUUGUGCCUUGUUGGGAUUUUUUCUUUGGUGGAUUCUUUAGCCUUUAAUUGUUUUUUAAUUUUCAAUGCAAAAAAUACAACGCCUUUUUUUCUUUGGAUUUUUCGUUCUGCAAUGCUUUUAUUACAGCUCAGUCUAAUUUUUGCAGAAAAACCCGGUAAUGACCAAUUAAUAUAUACAACUACAAGUUUAUUUGUGUCUCUAUGUUAUUUUCUACUCGUAUUUUUAUUUGGAUCUUCAAUCAAAAUUAAAUUUAAAUAUUUUAUUUCUUUUUUAUUUUCAAAUUUUCAAUUUUUUGGACAACUAAUUUUGGGUUUUCUUGCAUUUUCAAACAGUUUUAUUAUUUAUGAAUCUGAUGUUUUACGAUUUUCUAUUCAGUCUUUAAUUUUAAUUGCUUUAAUUAAACAAUUAAAUAUUCACAGAGAAUUCUCAAUCUACAGACUUUCAUUCAACUUCAAAAUGUUUAUUUUUCAUAUAAUUGUUGUUUUUCCAUCGUUGUUGAUUCUAAAACAAUUUGAAAGUUGCAGAGAAGAGCAGGUUUUAUGCUACACUUUUAUAUUUACAUCAGAACAAUUACUUCCUUGGAGUAUUUUAGCAAGUUUUGUUUCAACAUUCUUUUUAUUGGAAGAUAGAUGGAAAGCAUUAAAAAUAACUAGAUUUUUUGUUUGGCCAUUACUUAUUCUUCUUUAUUUACAUUGGAUUUUUGAAUCUAUGGUUAUGACAAUGAAGGGAAAGCCUUCAACUUCUCAAUCUGUCCAUAAUACAAUUAAUUUAUUUGAGAAUCUCAGUCAAUUAUUAGCCAAAUCAAUUUUUUCUGUUACUCUAGUUCACUUUUUUGCCAUAAAAUUAUUUGGAGAUGAAAAUUUAAAUAAAAUUAAUUGGUUAAAAUCAAUAUAUCAAAUGAUUAGUUUACCUUUAAUUAUGUUGAUUGGAGCUGAAUAUGGAUGGAGAACAGCUUUUUGUUUAUUUUUAUUUCCGGUGGCAGACUUUUUCUUUCAAAACGACAUCAAAAAUUGGUGUUGGUUAAUGAGUUUAUUGGCUGCUUAUUGUUUUUAUGCAACAGGAAAUCAAAGAACUUUAAAUUCAAUUCCUUGGCGUGCAGCUUUUGUUGUUUUACCUGGAAAUUUUGCUUUUAAAUGGGUUCCUGCUUCUUUUAUUUUGACUGCAAUGUUUUUUGGACAAUUAUUAGCUUCUUUAAUGGCACAUAUGAAAGAAGAGGAAACGGCCCCUUUUUAUUUAAUUUUGUUUUUGGCAAUGAAAGUAUUAGGCUCAGUUCUAGCCUCUCUUCUUCAUCACAAACAUUUAAUGUUUUACAAAGUUUUUGCUCCAAAAUUUGUUUUUGACGCGGUGGAAUUGCUUACUUGUUGUGCCUUUAAUUUUAUAAUUUAUUUGUUGACAACGAGUUUUUAA
Meloidogyne enterolobii is the source of this 2700-nucleotide messenger RNA. The record is from the annotation of a GenBank genome assembly. Lineage: Eukaryota; Metazoa; Nematoda; Chromadorea; Rhabditida; Meloidogynidae.